AUGGAUGAGUUGAGUGGUGUGAAUGAACUCAAGAGGGAGGCAUCGGUGGUACUUACUCUUGUCAUCGGUUGUCAUGUCUUUGAACAGCUAGUUGAGCCCAAAGGCGGACCUAACGGCUCGUCCUCUUCGACGUCGACACCGAAACCGAAGCCUAAAAUUGGUCCCAAAAGUAAAGUGAAGAGACCGGAAGAGUCGGUGGAAGUGCGACAAAAACCGCGAAUCGGACCCAAAAGUAAAGUCCAGAAAACUGAAGACUCGGAUGGUUUGCCACAAAAGCCGCCAAAACCUAAAAUCGGUCCCAAAAGCAAAGUGAAGAGAAGUGAUGAAGAUUUGGAUGAUUUGCCGAAACGGCCUAAAAUUGGACCCAAAAGUAAAGUGAAGAGAACUGAAGAUUCGGAUGAUAUGUCGCGAAAGUCAUCCAUUGAUUCCGAUUCGGACGUCGAGAUAGUGUCCGCGAGA
Oppiella nova is the source of this 459-nucleotide messenger RNA. The record is from the annotation of a GenBank genome assembly. Lineage: Eukaryota; Metazoa; Arthropoda; Arachnida; Sarcoptiformes; Oppiidae.